Messenger RNA from Mizuhopecten yessoensis (Yesso scallop), 4100 nucleotides. RefSeq lists its product as uncharacterized. Lineage: Eukaryota; Metazoa; Mollusca; Bivalvia; Pectinida; Pectinidae. The record is from RefSeq and is a predicted model, not a curated record. The coding region runs from base 225 to 1805 and encodes 526 amino acids. Gene Ontology annotation, molecular function: zinc ion binding; protein binding. The transcript is spliced from 2 exons.
ACGGUGUUAAAUAACUCAUAAACGUAUGGCGUCUCAUGUCAAAGUAGUAUUUUCACAUUAAACAAGAAGUUCGAGUGUCGAAAGCCGAGACGUUAAGGAUUGAAAUUUCUACACGCAAAACCAGCUUUAGCUUUUGUGAUUGUGAUAGACAGUGAUAGGACGGGGUUGAUCAAAUUUCGAUGCACUAAAUGCACAGCAGCGCAUGCAGAAUUUAGGUUGCAUAGAUGGCACACUGUCUGGAUAUCCGUAAUGAUCCCGGCGCACAAGUAGAAACUGGUUUUGAGACCGAAGAAGUUGUAUCGGAGAAAAAGCUGAAAACUGCUAUGGAAUAUUUGAAGGAGAAAUCAGCAUUCUGUUUCCUACACAGAGAAAAAGAAGUAUCUCUAUUCUGUAGAUCAUGUGACCGACUGGUAUGCACAUCCUGUCUCAUAGAUGGGGACCAUAGUAACCACAAAUUUUGCGAAAUGGAUGAUGUUGUCACAACAAAAAGAAAAGAGUUGAAUGAACGGUUGGAGCAGACAACUGAGGAAAUGGUCAGUAAAGUUCAACAGAAUAUCAGAACCAUCACAAUGAAGAAAGAAAAUGUGGUGGAAAUUUGCAAAAAUGUGUCUGCAGAAGUCGACAACAGAAAGAUGGAAUUAUCCACACUGCUGGAAGUUUGGAGUCAAAAUCAACAGUCGCUGAUUAAAACCCAUCAGGAAAAUCAACUUAAACGUCUCGAUAUGAGCGCUGUCAAUUCAGAGAUAAGUCUUGCAAUUCUGGAAUCGUUUAAAAGAAAUCCAAAAUAUGAUGAGAAUAUCAACGGCACAAAUCUUGUACAUGUUUUAGAAAUGCUUCAAAAUACGACUGGUGUACCAACCGGGGAUACAUUGGAAGGUUCUCAUGAAGGGAAAUCGCUAACGUUUAGCACAGAAAUGGGGAAUGCUGAUAAAAUGGAGCAGUGGUUUGGCCAAGUGACUGGAACUGCUUCGUUAGACAGUCCUAGUAAAACAUCUACCAAGUUCAGGUUUUGUGAUUCACAAAUUGAUCAGAUCUCGCCGAUAAGCGCCAAAAAAGCCUUUGUGGUAACGACAAACAAGCUGUACCUUGUCGAUACAACACUGGUUAAAUACAUGCAGACGGACAUUAUUCCGGUUAUGACCAAUGUAAAGUACAUCACUCCCGUCACAGAACGCGGAAUAUACGUACAACAGACCUGCAGUACCGCCAUCAAACGUGUGACAUCGGAUGGUCAGUUACAUCACUUUGUUGAUUUCAAAACUGACCAGAAUUACAAGUAUUCUCUGCAAACUAUUCGCAUCUCACAUUCUGGAAUGAUUCUACUGGCCAUGGAAGUAACAGGAUAUGAAAAAGAAGAACAAUUUCAUGAAUACAACAACAACGGUAUCAAAUUAUCAAUUCUAAACAAUAGCAAGCGUUAUAGAGAACAACGCAGCGAGAGUGUCCACACAGCAUCGGCCUUUUACAUGCUGGACACUUCCCAGGAACUUCCCCUGAUUCAGUUCCAGCCAGGAAAUGUCGUGAAUAUAGAAACUGGGGGAAAAUAUGAGGGAGUUAUAGGACCUGAGCCAGCCAAAAUAUUCCAUCCCAGAGGACUAUGCAAGGAUCAAGACGACCGUCUUAUCGUUUCCGAUUACUGGAACCACACCAUUCACCAGUUAACAUGCGAAGGAAAGUUCCAAAAAUUCUUGAUGACGGAAUACGACGGACCGGUGUAUCCAACCGCAGUUGGCAUUGACAACAUUAACUGGCUGUGGGUCGCUCAGAGUGAUGGACACAUCCACGUCGUCAGAUACAUCCCGUAGUAUAGCAAUCGCUUUAUACUGGUGUAACCAAAGCAACCGUUAACUCCAUAGAAGUACACAAUGUUUAGUGAUAUCAUUAUGUCCCUCAUUAAAUACAUUAAGAAAAGUAAAUCUUAAAUUGUGUACGUUUAUCAGGCCCAGGGGACACAAUAUUUUGGUUGACAUUAUUUUCUCUUGGUCGUGUCUAUAUUCAUUGAAACUGUUGACAUGGACAGUUCUUGUAGAUGGAAUUGCCUACCAUUGCCGAUCCAGGAUAGCGAGAAAAGUCCGAGGGGUGGAAUUUAACGUGAAAACGUUUUGGCCUGCUGCCAUAAAAGGAGUAACCCGGGUUUCAAUGAGCCCCUGUAAUACUUCAGCUUCUGUAUAUGACAUGUAUAUCCCGGUACAGUAUGAAUUUUAAAUGAGACAUGCAGUUUAUUUAGCGGAAUUUUAUUAGAAUCCAUUAUUUCUGCUUUACUAGCGGUUUUAUUUCCUAAUAACGUUAAGAAUCAUUUAGGUUUGUCGUUUGCAGAUAUUACAUGGUCUGUCAGUAUAUAUGUAACAUAACCCAAUAUUGAUAUACACUGUUUUUAUAUUCUUCAGGAAAAAACUCUUAAAAAAAGAUAAGAUUCCAGAAUGUUGCUAUUGUUUUGUCAACUACUCAGUACCUAUACUUUUUCUCGUGUUUUUUUUCUUUUUUGACACUGAUAAUAUGUAAACAUUUAGUGUAAAUCUCAUUGUAAAUACAUGUAAUAAGAAAAUCAGCUGGUUGACAUGGUAAUGCAUGAUUUUCAAGACAUAAACUUUAGGGAGAACUGUAAGAUGGAUUGGUAUUCCUAUUCUUGUUUGCUGUUCAAAACCAUGAACAACUUUUAAAAAGAAUAUUCAGAACAGCUUUGUCUUGAAUUUGUGAUGCCAUCAGAUUUUUGCCCCAUUUAUUCAGUGUGUUACAUGACUGCAGAAAUGUGUAUUUGUGUGUAUAUUUUAUUAUGAUAAUCAUUUUGAAUCCUACAACAUGUAAACCUAAUAUUGCUACAGCAAUAUCCCCAUGGUAUUCUCAACCUGUUUACCAAAUGUUCUCCAUUAACAGGUAAUGAUAUCAAACGAGUCUAGCACUGUUUUUUUUUUUAUACCAGACGUUGGGCUUUGUCCAGUCCAUGAUAUCAGAUUUGUACUAUGGUGUAACUUUUACCUAUUAAUGAACUUAAUGCACUUAACAUUGAUUUAGAUACAUCCCUAUCAUACAAAUAAUAGGGAAUUAAUUUUAUGGAUGCAUGUCUGGGGACAUAAUAGGUAAGGGCGUUUGUUGCAUAGUUAGCAAGAUUCAUAAAGUAUCUUUAUGGUUGAAAGAUGUUGACUAGAUGAUACUGAAAAUUUUGCAUUUAUAUGUCCUUUGAUGAGGUAAAUAUUACAGAGACCUAUUGACAGUGCACUGCAAAUUGCCUGUGGCUGAUGCAAAUACUGCAAAUUUCAUCAAGAUAUCUUUAACAGUUUCCCUGAAAAGAAAUUAUUAGAGAAACCAGCAAUAACAAAGUACUUCUCCCUUGAUUCGAAGGGAAGACAUAAAACAAUCUAGAUGUGCCUUCUUUACUUAAUUUCAAGUAAAGUACCAGCAAAUAGGCUAUAAUUUAUACGCUGGUUCAGUAUAGAAAGAACAACACCACUAAUAUAUUUAAAUUGUUUUAUUAGUACACAAAACAUUACUAUUAUUCUUGUUAUGUUUUUCUUAUUGUCUCAUUUUUUGUCUAAAAAUAUGCCAAUAUUUUGUGUAUUUUUUAGCCACCCGAGAUAGGUCCAUAUGUUGCCAGAUUAACAUAUCACACAAAAAUUUCAUGUUAUUUGCAAAUUUAUUGGCUUUGUAUGACCAGGCAAGUAUACACCUAAGUAUAUGUGUAUUUUAUAAGAGUUAAGUUAUUGACCAAAACAGCCUCUUAUUAUCCAAGUUAUAAAAUGUUUAAAAAAGAAAAAUGUAGCACGGUUUUUAACAUGUCACCCACUGUGAAUUAGUCCUUAUAUUUCUGGUCAUUACUUGUAUCAUAUUUGAUUAAUUUUUCAAAUUGUCUUGAUUUUAUUUCCAGGCAAUUAAUUUCAAAAAAGGAAACCACAAUUUAAAAACAUUGAUAAAGGGUAAAACAGUUAUGCUCGGAUAGUUCAUUUACAGAAGAAAAAGAAAUGUGAUACAUUAAAUAUAUGCUAGUUACAAUGACGUUGUUGUAGGACAGUACACGUUCAAAUCACCCUAUUUAAUUAAUUUACAGCCAUGUCUGGUAAAAUUGAAAGUGUACAUCCGUGUUUGUUAAUGCAAUGACCAGACAA